Molecule: messenger RNA, 2357 nt
Organism: Zootermopsis nevadensis
Lineage: Eukaryota; Metazoa; Arthropoda; Insecta; Blattodea; Termopsidae
Product: kielin/chordin-like protein
Source: RefSeq, a predicted model, not a curated record
UCCUUCUUGAAAGUGUUGGAUUGUGCUGCGGUUCUGACACUACUGUGCUUGGCUGAUCAACAUACGGAGCCGUCCUGUGUGUUGUAGAAGCAGCAAGGUCGCUGUUGUCGAGACGGCGUUAGUGUUUUGUUUGGGAUUAACAUCGAGAGUACACGGUACGUUCGAUUGCUUGGAAUCAGUCGUCCGCGGAGUGGAAAACUGUGUGUGUCGAGCUACGUGGAACCUGGGAGCUGAUGUGAAUGACUGUCACAAGGCUUUGACAUCUCAUCCAACAAGGACAUGGAACAUGACUCAUGGUGACAGGUGCCACUGUAAGCGUUCUUCAGAACUCUACACCCAGCUGUGUGUAUCAUCAUCGUAAAAACAUAAGAAUUUUAUCUUCUCGCGUGUGGUACUUUAGGUUGGCAACGUGUGUUACGACGGGUUAAAUUUGGCAGUGCUGUUAAGCGAGUUGGAAAGAGAAUAUUAGGAACUUGACCUCGCAAGCGAGAGAAGGAGACAAGUACCACGAAUAGAUCUUGUCGGUACUGCUAGCAGUUCUGAGUGUCUUGUCUGUUGUUGGCAACUGACUGACGAAAAGAUUUCCUUUGCUUGGCCUUGGUAGUCGAAUGAUAAUAAAAAGUCUUGAAACAAAACAUCCGAGUCUGAAUCCGAAAUAAUGUCAGGAAAGAAAGAAAGAGAAUGGAUGCUUGUAACUCUAUAUAAGAGAACAUAGGAGGAUGUUUUAGUAUGUGAGUGACUUUGUUCGUAGUAUGAAGUGUCUCUUCUUUUAUGGCGUCGUGAAAUGAAGCUUUUAACGAAGAGAUAAAAUGAAGUAUUGUGAUUAAUGUACUGUUUUGUGUGUUUUAAAACAGUAACUGAUCAACAGUGUACUAACUGAAAAUACAAAGUCAUUUAUAUUACAAGAUGUUACUAAGCAGUUCGUCGCCUUGAUACAACGUCGAAUGUUGUUUAUCGAUACGAACUCUACAGAAUGAACCAUGAUAUCGAUGUGUUGUAUUAAUGACAAGAUCUAUAUUAAUAAUUACGUGUUACGACGGUCUGAUCUUUUAUUAAAUUAACAAUUCUUUGUGCGUGUAACGGACCGGUGUCUGGUUAAAAGAAAUUGUCGUUUUUUUAAUAUAAAAAAUUGCGCAGUAUCUUUUGAACUUUAUAGACAGAAUGAAAAUGGUUAUUAACUUUUUUAUGAUAUUUUUGUUGGCGUCCGACAAUUCUGUAUCGGCCUGGAUCACGUGGUAUACCACGACACGUGAAUAUUCCAACACGACACCUGGGGCAGGUGACAGCAAUGAAAUAAGUCAUCAGACUGACAGUACGACAAGUAUUCCAGCGGAACUGGACAUCCUGAGGCUGUUGAACGUGACAGGGUCGACCCCUGGUGUGAGUGAAGUACUGGGUCCCUUGUCACGUGUCCCUGCCUACAAGUUCCGGCCAGGAUACAAUAACGUGCUUGUACCAGGCCCUGGGGCUAUUGCAGCGACCCUGACGGCCCCUGAGGGAUUCACACUUCUCUUUGUGUAUAGGCAACACCGCAAGACUCUCGGAACACUACUGUCAAUACACUCGCCAGGCCGGGUGACACCUUGGUUCCAAGCUACAUCUAACCUCCGUACGGGUCACUUGGUUUUACACUACAGGGUCACGUCGGAUUCGAAGCUGCAUCAGAAUUCGUGGGCCUUGCAACAGCAGCACGUCCCUUCGCAGCCGCUGGCCCGAGGCGUUAGCGUGCCUGCAGCCGAGACCAAGAAAGGAAAUGGAUGGACACAUCUUGCUGUCGUGUAUAAUGCCACUUCCAGCACUUUGACUCUUUAUAUGGAUUGUCAGAAACCAAAAUCGCAACCAGUCGCGGGAAAUACAGGGGCACGGACCCCAGGUUUCCACAUACCACACGAUUCACUUGUUUAUUUCAGACAAGAACCAGGAUUCAAAAAGAAAUUCCUGGGAUCCAUGCAGAUGGCAAAGAUCAAGUCGUAUCCAGUCUCCAGAAAGGACUUUGGUUGGUCCUGCAACCCAGUUCCUUAGCAGCAGAAACAUUUAUUCCAGAAGGCGUAGGGCAGCUUCAGCCCUAAUCAUCAUUUCGAACGUGUUUCAUGAUUUUAUGCAGUGAACUCUUUUUCUUUUGGAUCUGUUUUAUUUCUAGCCAGUAGAUCUGAUUAGGUAAUUGCCUGUUCUAAAUCAAUAUAUUAAUUUAAUAAACUGAACUGGGAUCGUGUAAAAAUCAUACAGUACAAACAGAAGGUUCCAGAACUUUGAAUGGCACGUACUGACGUAAUGAAUUGUCAGUUCACUCAGAUUUUCAGUUAAAUUCAUCUUUAUUAUCAGGAUAUUAGUUUAAAUAAAAAAAUAUUACAAUAUAA